CUUGUAGAAAAUUAAUUAUUGCCCACUUUCUCUCUCUGUCUCUUCUUUCUUGGAAGAGAUAUUGAUUCUUGGAAAAAAAAACAAAGUUUCAAAUACAGUAGCUUUUCUUUUUUAGUUCCAGCUUCAUUCCCUAAUUGCAUCUAAUUCUUCUACCCUAACCCUUUUCUUCUUUACUAUUCAACAAUUCCUUAGUCCACAUGAAGUUAGAGAAAAAAAUAUCCAAGCAAUAGCUACAAACACCCUUUAACCUUCUGAAGUUGUAACCCUAAAAUCCACCUUCAAGAAGAACCAUCGAGGUGUCAAUUCCUUGACCCUUUUUCAGUGAAUUUUAAAAUUUUCGGCGAUUAUGUCAAAUCCUUGGUGGACGAACCAAAGUGGUUUAGACGGCAUGGUUGACCACUCAACCUCCUCCAGCCAUCACCACCAAAGUCUUCUUACAAAAGGAGAUCUUGGUAUAGCUAUGAAUCCCAGCCAAGAAAACGACCACGACGACGAAGACGACCCUAGAGAAGGAGCGGUGGAAGUGGUCAACCGUAGACCAAGAGGCAGACCACCAGGAUCAAAAAACAAACCCAAAGCUCCAGUCUUUGUGACAAGAGAUAGCCCGAACGCACUCCAUAGCCAUGUCAUGGAGAUCUCCGACGGCAGCGACGUUGCCGACACAAUCGCUCACUUCUCAAGACGCAGGCAACGCGGCGUUUGCGUUUUAAGCGGAACAGGCUCAGUAGCUAACGUCACCCUCCGUCAAGCCGCCGCACCAGGAGGGGUCGUCUCACUCCAGGGAAGGUUCGAGAUCUUAUCUUUAACCGGUGCUUUUCUACCUGGACCUGCCCCACCCGGAUCAACUGGUUUAACGGUUUACUUAGCCGGGGUUCAAGGGCAGGUUCUUGGAGGUAGCGUUGUGGGCCCUCUUGUGGCCAUAGGGUCAGUGAUGGUUAUUGCUGCCACGUUCUCUAACGCUACUUAUGAGAGGUUGCCUAUUGAAGAUGAGGAAGACGGUGGCGGCUCAAGACACAUUCAUGGAGGCGGAGACUCGCCGCCCGGAAUCGGGUGUAGCCUGCGUGAUCCGUUGGGGACGGCUGGACCGGGCUAUAAUUUACCACCGCAUCUGAUUCCAAAUGGAGCUGGUCAGUUAGGGCACGGACCUUAUAAUUGGGGUCAUGCACGACCACCAUACUGACUCUGUGAGCCAUUUCUAUAUUCUAUACAAAAAAUAAAUAUAGAGAUGGAUACAAGUGAUUUGAGGUGUCUCGUGGUCUUUGUAUUCGAAACAUUGUUGUUAAAAUAAAUAACAAAGCUUGAUCUUAUUGGAAACUUAAGGCCUGGAAGAUAAAACCGGGACGAAUGGACUAUAGGAUUUCAAUGAAUAAACAAUGUACUCAAAUUAGAAUAUUUCUCAUUUUUAUUUUGUUUCGGAGUAUUCAACGAGAACAUUUUGUAUGUGUUUGCUGCCUUUUGUGAACUUUAGAUACUUUACA
Raphanus sativus (radish) is the source of this 1478-nucleotide messenger RNA. Its product is annotated as AT-hook motif nuclear-localized protein 20. The transcript has a single exon. The record is from RefSeq and is a predicted model, not a curated record. Gene Ontology annotation, molecular function: DNA-binding transcription factor activity; minor groove of adenine-thymine-rich DNA binding. The coding region runs from base 347 to 1180 and encodes 277 amino acids. Lineage: Eukaryota; Viridiplantae; Streptophyta; Magnoliopsida; Brassicales; Brassicaceae. Gene Ontology annotation, cellular component: nucleus.